UACGUACGCAAAUUUUGCGCCUCCUUAAAGUUCUUUUACGUGCGCGCCCCUGUUAGCGUCCCGCGCUAGUUCAGACUCUUUGUGAGGAGGAGGCACCGAGAGAGAGCAGUGCACACCGGGAGCAGGCUCAGCAUGGCCGACGAGAAAUCAAAGGAAGGAGUAAAGACCGAAAACAAUGACCACAUCAACCUGAAAGUUGCUGGACAAGAUGGCUCAGUGGUGCAGUUCAAAAUUAAAAGGCACACGCCGCUCAACAAGCUGAUGAAGGCCUAUUGUGAACGACAGGGUUUGUCAAUGAGGCAAAUCAGGUUCCGGUUUGAUGGGCAGCCCAUUAAUGAGACAGACACACCAGCACAGUUGGAGAUGGAGGACGAAGAUACUAUUGAUGUUUUCCAGCAGCAGACAGGAGGCAAAUUCUGAGAACAAUCUCUUCUUUACCAGCCUUGCACACUGACACCUCAUGAGGCCACGUCCUGACUGCGUUGUCCUUCCCUUUUCCUCCUUUAUUGUAUAUAAAUAUAGGGUGGGUGUGUCUGUAUGUUUUAGGGAUUAAAUUCCCUAUUCCCCCUUUAUUUUUUUAUUUUUUGGGCAGAAUAACUAAUUUUGGACCAAGUUAACCAUAAGAUUAGGUGUGUUUUCCCCCCGCACACACCUAAUCUUUCUGUUUUUUUGAAAUACAUGCAACUUUUUAUUCCAGUAAAUUAUUUUGCUUCCUCCAGACCCAUUAUCUGCUACACUGGAUGGGUUAAACUGCUCACUGUUAAAGGAGCCCCUUGAAUGCAGAGAGGCUCACUUAAUGAUGGGUUGGUUGUUGUGCUAAAGUUGGAAAAUGCAUCUUUGAUUGGGCAGUUCAAUAUAUAUAUUUUUUUUUUAAUUGUUAAACUGACGAUUUUAUAAUGGUUUUUGUAUGUAGCUGUUACAUGUAGCGGGGUGGAUUAAUAGGAAAGAUACAAAAUUCACAUUCUAGAUAGUUUUCCCUGACAUCUUGUUGUUUAAAUAAAACUUGUUUAAAAUA
This is a messenger RNA of Bombina bombina (fire-bellied toad), 1015 nucleotides long. It is a transcript of the gene SUMO2, whose product is annotated as small ubiquitin like modifier 2. Gene Ontology annotation, cellular component: nucleus. Gene Ontology annotation, molecular function: protein tag activity; ubiquitin-like protein ligase binding. Gene Ontology annotation, biological process: protein sumoylation. The transcript is spliced from 4 exons. Lineage: Eukaryota; Metazoa; Chordata; Amphibia; Anura; Bombinatoridae. The record is from RefSeq and is a predicted model, not a curated record. The coding region runs from base 133 to 420 and encodes 95 amino acids.